Molecule: messenger RNA, 1807 nt
Organism: Salpingoeca rosetta
Lineage: Eukaryota; Choanoflagellata; Craspedida; Salpingoecidae
Exons: 5
Coding region: 199-1713 (504 amino acids)
Biological process (GO): Notch signaling pathway; protein ubiquitination
Cellular component (GO): nucleoplasm
Molecular function (GO): ubiquitin protein ligase activity
Source: RefSeq, a predicted model, not a curated record
CACACACCUCGCACACACACCACAUCCGCACGCACAGACACGCACAGACACGCACAGCAAAUACAAACAACAGCGAUGAUGGUGGCAGAGGCCGCAUUUACGUUACACCACCACCAAGGCUCACAUCAGCACAUCAGAGUGUGUCGACGCGUUCUUGUUGCUUGUUGCUGACUCUUUUGUUCCUCUCCUUCCUGUUGAAUGUCUCGCAAGAUGCCUGUGCUUGGGUCGCCGUUCAGCGAUGUGAGCUGUGACCUCGUUGAGUACUGGGAGGCCAAGCUCGAGAAGACGUCUGUGCGAUACAGGCACGCACAGCGUUCCAAAGGAACAAAGCAACGGCACUGGCGGCAGGUGGCGCGCGAGACUGGUGGAGAUGGAGCAGAGGGCGCAGAGGCCGUUCGCCAGUCUCGCAAGGAAAGCAAGCUCAGCCCACGCCAACAACGAAAGCUGCGCCGAGACGCCCGCAAGGCACAGGACAUGAAGGAGAUGCUCGAGGACGUGAUUGAGAAGCAGCAAGCGCACAAGGACGAGCGCAUCCAGCGCCACAUUGCAGCUUUCUCCAAGACAGCGUCCUCCACGCAUCCCGUUUCUCAGCGCCAACCCUUUGGCAGCGGUGGUGGUGCAAGUUCAGCAACACGCGGCCGUGGACGUGGUCGUGGCCGCUCGUCUCACCGACAGGGGCCUGUGCGCCAACCAGUUCUCAAUGAGCACGCCACUCUCCAAACCAGCGCAUAUUGGUUCGACCCACCGCCGUCAAAGGAUCAGUGCCUGCGCUUGGCCAUGCAGCAGCUCACCGCAGUCACAUCCGCGCCCCUCGAUCACCUGCACGACGUGUGCGCCGUCUGCGCGUGCGAGCUCUAUGAACCCGCAAGUGCGGAACCAGAUGUAGAGCAGCAACAGGAGGCAACACAGGAGGCAACAGAGGCGCCACACACCCACAGUGACACGGACGAUUCCGGGUGCGGCAGCGACACGGCUGAGGAGGAUUCGCGCCCCUCCCCGGCCUCACCACCACCACGCCUCUUCAUCCGCAGCAGCAGCAGCAGCAAGUACAGCUGCAACAGUGAGGCUGCAACAACAACAACUACAACAACAGCGACAACGACAACAACAACGACAACAACAAUAACAACUACGACAACAAAGACGGAAGUACAGAAGAAGGUCGCGGCAGUGGUGCCGGCAGAUGGGGAGGAGGUUGUCUCCCUGCGCGGCUGCAAGCACACGUUCCAUCGCGACUGUAUUGCGCACGCCUUCAAGUACCACACGCGCUGCCCCGUGUGCCUCGUCGAGCUUGCGCCCCAGCAGGGCCCGCAGCCAGCCGGCACCAUGUCUGUCUCCGUCAUGCCGCACAUCGCAUGCGCUGGCCAUGAGCGCGACAGCAGAGGCACCAUCGUCAUCAACUACAGCUUUCCCAGUGGUCGGCAAGACGAGCGGCACGAGCAUCCCGGCUGCAUGUACUCGGGCACAUACAGGGUGGCGUAUCUGCCCAACAACAAACAAGGCCGCGAGGUGCUGGCGCUGCUACAAGUGGCAUUCGAUCGAAGGGUCAUUUUCCGAGUUGGCACAUCAAUUACAACAGGUGUCUCAAACACCGUCGUCUGGAACGGCAUCCACCACAAGACGUACAUUGGAAGGGGCCCCUUUGGAUACCCGGAUGCAACGUACUUGCUUCGUGUCAAGGAGGAGCUUGGUGCGUGUGGGAUCAGCGCGUGAUGUGUUUUUCUCAAGCGCGUCCAAGCGAAAGGUGUGGCGCGUAUCCGAACAUAACGUGGUGUAACAUAACAGUAAACGAUCUUUCAACUGGGGA